Messenger RNA from Diceros bicornis minor, 2642 nucleotides. RefSeq names its product tripartite motif-containing protein 75-like. The transcript is spliced from 2 exons. Lineage: Eukaryota; Metazoa; Chordata; Mammalia; Perissodactyla; Rhinocerotidae. The record is from RefSeq and is a predicted model, not a curated record. The coding region runs from base 509 to 1894 and encodes 461 amino acids. Gene Ontology annotation, molecular function: zinc ion binding; protein binding.
CCAUGUGAGUUGGUCCUGAGGGAAGCACCAUCCCUGCCUUGGGGAUAUAAGAGAAGCUCCCCACUGUGGGUAGACUCAGGACCCACAUAGAGUGGGCAUCAUUGUGUGCAGCUGGGACCACAGGUGCAGAAAUCUGGUCAAUUGUCUUGUUGAGUGUCAACAUCUGGAAUUCCCUACAUGGUCAUUAAUUUCCAUCACUUCUUGAAGUUGCAGCUCUUUGCUGACAAAGAGGACUAACAAGCCAAGAUGAAUUGGAAUAAAGGUGAUCCAGAGCCAGGGGAUCAGUGACUCCCUGGGCCAUAUCUCCUCCUGGCAGCUGCUUCUAGAGCUGAAGGGAAGGAAGCAGAAACAGGCUUGUGGGGUUAUAGCUGCCUGGGAUCCUGGGAAGACUUCAGGCUGUCUUCAGGAGGGUGACUGCUGACGACACGUCGGCUUCUCACCUUUCCUAGUUCCUUGAGAAUCAUAUUUACUGAAGAGAAUCUCCUCAGACAGACACCCUCCCUGCACAAUGGCCUUUGCAGCCUCCCUGGCUGACCUCCAAGAAGAGGCCAGUUGCCCCGUCUGCCUGGAUUACCUGACAGACCCAGUGACCAUUCACUGUGGGCACAACUUCUGUCUCUUCUGCAUCCACCAGUGCUGGGAAGACCUACAGGACAUUUUCCCCUGUCCCGUCUGCCUCCACCACUGCCCUGACAGGAGCUUCAAGAAGAACCCCCAGUUAUGUCACCUGACUGACAUUGUUAAGCAGCUUCCCACCACAAGCAGCAAGAGGAAAGGGCAGGAAGAGAAACCCCUGUGUGAGAAGCACAAUCAGGUUCUGGCCCUGUUCUGUGAGGAGGACAUGGAGCUGUUGUGUCCCCAGUGCAGGGUCUCCUCUGACCACCGGGAUCACCCCCAGACACCCACUGAACAAGCUGCAGCUAGUCACAGGAGGAAGCUCAGAAGCUACAUCAAGCCCCUGAGGAAGCAGAUUGAAGACGCUGAAUUGGGGCGUGAAAUCCAAGUUUCAAAAUCUCUCACUGAAGUUCAGUGGAAGAUGAAAAAAUGGAGGAGAGAGUUACACUCUGAAUUUGAAGAACUUAACGAUUUCCUGAGAAAGGAGCAAGUUGCAAUUCAUGGCAGGCUGCUUAUGCAAGAGAAGGAUGUUGAAGAAAAACUAACCCAAUACAUAAGCCAAAUUUCAAACCACAUGUCCAGGCUACAAAAUCUGUUAAGUGAAAUAACAGAGAAAUGUUCCCAAGGAGACCUGGAGUUCCUGACAGGCAUUGAAAGUAUCCACAACAGGUAUGAACACCUAAAAUGCCCAGCCGUCUUUUCAUAUGAAUUAAGGAAAGAGAGUUGCAAUUUUCCUCCACAUUAUUUUGGCCUGCAAAACAUGAUGAGCACGUUUCAGGUAGAUUUGACGUUAGAUCCUGAAACUGCCCAUCCCAAUCUUAUUAUCUCAAAAGAUAGAAAAAGUGUGAUAUAUAGAACAACAGAAGCAAACUGUCUUGACCAUCAUGAAGCAUUUACUUCUUACCCAGCUGUCCUGAGUUGUGAGGGAUUUGGUGCUGGCAGGCAUUUCUGGCAGGUAGAAUUAAGAGGCACAGGUGAAUGGUCCUUAGGUGUGUGUAGAAAUUUUCCCAGCAACGCUCUCAUUCCACCACGCCCAAAGGAUGGAUGGGGGCAAUUUCAGCGGUGCACUAGGACGUGGGGUACAGGGCACACAGGGCAAGCCAUGCGGAUAGGUGUCUUUCUGGAUUAUGAGUUGGGAGAAGUUUCAUAUUAUAAUUGGAAUAGCAGGUCAUAUUUGUAUACACUCACUGAUACAUUUACAGGAAAACUUAUGCCUUAUUUCUCUAUUGGGCCUUCUUCAAAAUCGCUUACAAUCAGUAUGGUCCUAGACGAACGAUGAACUACCUGAAGGACCUUUCUGCAUGUGGUUCUAUUUUCUUCCUGUGUUCUUGGAGGGUGUUGUAAUAAAGAUUUUGAGUCCAUUUUUGAUGCUUGACUGCGGAACACUUUUAGGACUCAUCAUUCUCUCUUCCCCUUUUCCUCACACCUGGCAAAGCUGAUGAGAAAGCGUGGGUGCUCCAUCCUCUGGUGCAGGUGGGAAGGUCAAACCCAGCAAGCCCCUAGGAGUGCCAGAAGCCUCACAGCAGCCCCACCCAGCAACCAGCACAAACACCUCAAGCUAGUCUCCCUUCCCUGGGCCCUCAAGUCAUUUUGGCCCCACUCUGAGAGCCAUAAAACUCAUUAUUUGAGUGAUAAACCUUUUCAUAUCCUUCUGGAGUGUGUGGCAUCAUCAGUUUCGACAUUUGUAUCAAAUUUGGGAUGGGGUCCACCCUGGCUAGGCAAGCUGGUCCCGACAACUGGCAUUGUGCAGAGGAUUAUUCAGUGUGCAGCACCAGCACCAGGGCCUUCUCCUCUGGCUGUGGCUUGUAAUGGCUCUGCUGCCCAAGGCCAGUGUGCACCUUCAGCUGUGCUGCCUUGUGCUGCAUUUGCGGAGCUCUGCUGAGGCUCUGUUCUAGAUGUAAUUGUCCUACGUCAGAGGCUUUCAUCAUUAUUGGCCUUCAGGGAUAAAAGCAUGGAUGGAGCUCCUCUUGAAUGUGGUUCUGGGUCAUGUGUCUCAGUCCCGACCUCCCUAUAUGUCUUAGAAUGAA